Messenger RNA from Nylanderia fulva, 3780 nucleotides. It is a transcript of the gene ATPCL, whose product is annotated as ATP-citrate synthase. Gene Ontology annotation, cellular component: cytosol. The record is from RefSeq and is a predicted model, not a curated record. Gene Ontology annotation, molecular function: ATP citrate synthase activity. Lineage: Eukaryota; Metazoa; Arthropoda; Insecta; Hymenoptera; Formicidae. Gene Ontology annotation, biological process: acetyl-CoA biosynthetic process; citrate metabolic process; fatty acid biosynthetic process.
AUCGCGUCUUCGUUGCCGAUUGUUUCUAAGAUCGAGCCGUGCCGCGAUGUCACUCGGCCUGAUUUUUAUUCCCGCGAACGGGAAAUCAGCCUCCCCGAAAAAGUUAUAUUUCGCGCCCGUAUUGUGGCAAUAUUUCACGACGCAGUCAAGAGGAGAAUCUCAAGCUCAAGUAAUCUUUUCAUGGCAGCGCGAGCAAGUGGAUGCACGCUGGGUCUCGCUCACGGAAUUCUUCAGGAUCUCCCAGUGGUUUUCAACGAUUUUACGAAGCCGGACGUGUCAUCUGUCACUUGAUUGUAAAGAAAAAUGGCAGCAAAGGCAAUUCGCGAGGCGACUGGAAAAGAGUUAAUUAAUCGUAAGCUUUCUGUCGGAACAAAAGUAACAAAAUGCAGAUUCGUGCCUAUUACGGAAGAUACAAAUUGGAUCGAUAUCGCCAACGAGUAUCCGUGGCUCAAGACGGAGAAACUGGUCGUGAAGCCGGAUCAAUUAAUCAAACGCCGAGGAAAGCUCGGAUUAAUCAAGGUGAACGCAGAUUUACCCACGGUACAAAAAUGGGUCGAACAACGCAUGAACAAGGAACAACGUGUCGGCAAGGCGACUGGAAAGUUAAAAACAUUCAUAAUCGAGCCAUUCGUACCGCACAAACCGGAGGAGGAAGUUUAUAUCUGUAUUUAUUCUCAUCGCAAAGCUGAUACAAUACUAUUCCAUCAUCAAGGAGGUGUUGAUAUUGGAGAUGUCGAUGCUAAAGCUUUGAAAUUAGAUAUACCAGUUGGCGGCGAAUUGCCGGAUCGAUCUACAUUAAUCAAUAGACUUCUGACCAAUGUGACGGACGACAAAAAAGUGGUGAUUGCUGAAUUCAUAGAAUCUCUUUAUAAGCUUUACGUUAAUUUAUAUUUCACAUACAUGGAGAUCAAUCCGUUGGUGGUAACGGAUGCUGCAAUUUAUAUACUCGAUCUCGCAGCCAAGCUGGAUACCACGGCGGAUUUUAUAUGCAAACCAGACUGGGGUGAGAUCGAUUAUCCACCGCCAUUUGGAAGGGACGCUUAUCCGGAGGAAGCCUACAUAGCUGAUUUGGAUGCCAAGUCGGGCGCCAGUUUAAAAUUGACGAUUCUUAAUCCAAACGGCCGCAUAUGGACAAUGGUUGCUGGUGGUGGUGCGUCUGUAAUAUAUUCGGACACGAUUUGCGACUUGGGUGCGGCGGAUGAAUUGGCCAAUUAUGGCGAAUAUUCCGGUGCCCCUAGCGAGCAACAAACUUACGAGUACGCAAAAACCAUCCUGAGUUUGAUGACGAAGACAAAGCGUGCCGAUGGGAAAGUGUUGAUUAUAGGAGGUGGAAUUGCUAAUUUCACAAAUGUAGCUGCGACAUUCAAAGGUAUCGUUAAGGCCCUUCAGGAAUAUCAGCCCAAACUGGUAGAGCAUGAUAUACGAAUUUUUGUAAGAAGAGCCGGACCUAAUUAUCAAGAAGGCUUAAGGAUAAUACGGGAAGUUGGUAGACGUCUAGGGAUUCCCGUUCACGUAUUCGGUCCCGAAACACAUAUGACAGCUAUAUGCGCUAUGGCGUUAGGAAAGAAACCGAUCCCCGACCCGGAAGCUCAAGAAUUCUCAACUGCAAACUUUCUCUUGCCUUCCGGACAAGAUGUCGGACCACCAUCUACGCCGUCCAAAAACAAAUUGCCAUUAGAACAACCUAAGUUAAGAGCUGUUGAUGCAGUGGAUUCGAACAGCAGUGACAGACAACUUUUCAGCAAUAAAACGAAAUCCAUCAUUUGGGGCAUGCAGACGAGAGCUGUACAGAGUAUGUUGGAUUUUGAUUUUGUUUGCCGAAGAUUCGAGCCAUCUGUCGCUGCUAUCGUUUAUCCGUUCACUGGCGAUCAUAAGCAAAAGUUUUACUGGGGCCAUAAGGAGGUUCUCAUUCCUGUCUAUAAACAAAUGAAAGACGCUAUGGCUAAGCAUACUGAUGCGGAUGUAAUGGUUACAUUUGCUUCUCUAAGAUCCGCCUACGAAAGUACUAUGGAAACGUUGCAGUUUCCGCAAAUCAGGACAAUCGCGAUAAUCGCGGAAGGUAUACCUGAAAAUAUGACUAGAAAAUUGAUCUUAGAGGCGCAACGAAAAAACGUGACUAUAAUUGGACCGGCGACUGUGGGAGGCGUGAAACCGGGCUGCUUUAAAAUCGGCAAUACUGGUGGAAUGAUGGACAACAUUCUGCAUAGCAAAUUAUACAGACCCGGCAGCGUCGCUUACGUCUCCCGUUCCGGUGGCAUGUCAAACGAGUUAAAUAAUAUCAUCUCCAAGGCUUCCAACGGCGUACUCGAGGGUGUCGCCAUUGGUGGAGAUCGUUAUCCGGGAACUACCUUUAUGGAUCACAUAAUGCGUUAUCAGAAUAAUCCAGAGGUGGCGUUAAUCGUUCUGCUCGGAGAAGUCGGCGGUGUCGAGGAAUACGAAGUAUGUGAAGCAUUGAAAAGCCGCAGGAUCACGAAGCCGUUGGUGGCUUGGUGCAUCGGUACCUGCGCCAGUAUGUUCAAUUCCGAGGUGCAGUUUGGCCAUGCCGGUUCGAUCGCGCAUUCCAAUCUUGAGACAGCCUCCGCGAAAAACGCAGCGCUGAAGGCCGCUGGUGCCUAUGUCCCGGACAGCUUCGAUACUCUUGGCGAUCUCAUACAAACCGUUUAUGAAAAGCUGGUGAAAGGCGGCACGGUAGUGCCGAAACCCGAAGUUCCACCGCCAACAGUACCGAUGGAUUAUAAUUGGGCCAGGGAACUUGGUUUAAUACGUAAACCUGCGUCAUUCAUGACAUCUAUUUGCGAUGAACGUGGACAGGAAUUAUUGUACGCCGGUAUGCCUGUAACUGAGGUGCUGAAACAGAAUGUGGGCAUCGGCGGUGUUGUGUCACUCUUAUGGUUCCAGCGUUGUUUACCCCCAACCUACUGUAAAUUCCUCGAAAUGUCGUUGAUGCUCACAGCUGAUCACGGUCCGGCUGUUUCCGGAGCUCAUAAUACCAUCGUUUGCGCGCGCGCUGGAAAAGAUUUGGUCAGCUCUCUCGUUUCCGGACUUUUGACAAUUGGUGAUCGUUUCGGUGGUGCCUUAGACGGUGCGGCUCGCAUGUUUUCCGAGGCAUACGACGCCGGUCUACAUCCGCAAGAAUUUGUAAAUAACACGCGUAAGAAGGGCAAACUAAUUAUGGGUAUUGGUCAUCGUGUCAAGUCGAUUAACAAUCCAGAUAUGCGCGUCAAGCUUAUUAAAGAAUUCGUGUUGGAGAAUUUUCCUGCGAAACCUUUGGUCGAAUAUGCCUUGGAGGUUGAGAAAAUAACGACCAGUAAGAAGCCUAAUUUAAUUCUUAAUGUGGAUGGAAUUAUCGCCAGCGCCUUCGUCGAUAUGCUGCGGAAUAGUGGUAGCUUUACGAGAGAAGAGGCGCAAGAAUACGUUGAAAUAGGUGCCAUAAAUAGCCUUUUCAUCCUUGGUCGAAGUAUAGGAUUUAUCGGUCAUUAUAUGGAUCAGAAGAGAUUAAAGCAAGGCCUUUAUCGCCAUCCUUGGGAUGAUAUUUCUUACGUACUACCUGAGCAAUAUAAUUGAGAACUGUCACACGAUAUAUAAUGCUUAAUGUCUCUUUAAUCGCUUAGUUCGAAAAACAUCUUAAAGAUAAACGAGUUGAGAUAUAGAAGAAUAUUAAUUGUCGAUCUGUUGUCACGAUCGAUUAAUUGUCAAUUGAGAUCAGUACACACGAAAUUAGAUUGCAUGUCGCACAAUGCACCAAACAAUAUUAUAUCGUAUUAUUUUAUUUAAAAAAAA